AUGAAGCAAUGCUUUGAUAACGAUAUUGUAGAAUACGACUUUCAAAUAUUCUUAAAGAUUCGAGUAUUUCUUGAAGAAAAAAUAACAGAAGAGGUAAAGCUAGAAUCUGUCGCUUCUGAUAAAUUGAUAUAG
Molecule: messenger RNA, 132 nt
Organism: Funneliformis caledonium
Lineage: Eukaryota; Fungi; Glomeromycota; Glomeromycetes; Glomerales; Glomeraceae
Source: the annotation of a GenBank genome assembly